AUGACAAUUUUAGAACAAGGUUCUACCAUAUUGGAAGGCGGGCUCAGAAGGCGGUCUGUGGGGGUUGCCCAACUCCAAGUAGUCAAAUGGGGUGUGCAUCCAACCACGACUGACGCUAGUUCUGCUCUGCGCCAGGACAAAAUCUACAAGGAAGACCCGGAAGGGGCUGUAGAUGUACCUGACUUUGCCUGGGACGACACUACUGACUGGACUUCCGGGCAACUUGAAGCAUUAUGGGAAGACGUGAUUGAUAUCUAUAGAGAGGCGGCGGAGUGCGAUGAGCACGGCCAAGAUGAGAACGCUUGGGGCACUGGGGUGAUCCUACAGGUCCUAAGAAGGGGUCUUAAACGACACCCUACGCUCCAGGUCAAACCUGUGUCAGUCUCAAGGUUUCUCCUAAAACCUCUAGUAUAUCUAUUGAUUUUCAGCUCCAGACAAACCCAGGCAAUCGACCAUAGCCUCCUUCCACGUACACCGCAUCAGGUCCUGGUAAAUAAAAAGAUUGACUUCACGAUUGCGUUUGCCCUUCGGGACCGACGUGUGAAGGCGGUCUAUGAUGCCUUCAUCAGCGCUUCACCAGACCAGACGGUUAGUCAAACAACAGACCCAUUCACGAAGCGCGUUGCUCUCUUCUCUGGAACUGAAGUGAAACAAUCCGAUGGUAGCAGCAUGGAGGCACUCGUGCAACUCUCCAUUUGGCUUGCUGCCGGGCUGGAGAAACUAUUGCAGCUACGUAAUCUUCAAGGGCAGGAGUUUGAUCUCUUGCCAACCGUAGGAUGGACGGUUAUUGGGCAUGAGUGGAACUUAUACGUUGCCUUUAGGGGAUGUUUUGAGGGACAGGACAGAAUUUAUAUCGACGGACCCACAGAGGUUCUAAGCGCCACUACACGGACGUAUUACGGGAUAUUCAAGUUGAUAGACCUUGUGCACAGAGUUUCCGUGUAUGCUGAAGAGGUGUAUUGGCCGUGGCUGAGCGCUAAGAUACUCAUGCCCCUCAACACAGCAGGACAUUGA
Molecule: messenger RNA, 1014 nt
Organism: Aspergillus nomiae NRRL 13137
Lineage: Eukaryota; Fungi; Ascomycota; Eurotiomycetes; Eurotiales; Aspergillaceae
Exons: 3
Coding region: 1-1014 (337 amino acids)
Source: RefSeq, a predicted model, not a curated record